Molecule: messenger RNA, 1313 nt
Organism: Quercus lobata
Lineage: Eukaryota; Viridiplantae; Streptophyta; Magnoliopsida; Fagales; Fagaceae
Product: B3 domain-containing transcription factor VRN1-like
Exons: 3
Coding region: 296-1120 (274 amino acids)
Molecular function (GO): DNA binding
Source: RefSeq, a predicted model, not a curated record
UAGACUUACCCAUUUGGACCACCACAACAAACACAAAGUAGGAGCACUCACAAACACAAAGCAAGCUUCAAUUCCUCCACUCGCCGCCGACCCAAGCCCCUGCCCAGCGCCAACCCAAGCCCCUCCCAGCGCCGACAACGCCGAUUGAUCUCUUCCUUCUCCGCCCCUAUCUCUCUGCUAUCUCAUUUCUCCUCUGUCUCUCAAUCUUUCUCCGUCUCAAACACCAAGACCCACGAUCGCCGGUGCUGGGUUUUGAUCUUGUCGCCGUGAUAGACCUAUUGGUUAUUGUUUUCUCAUGGCACCUAAAGCAAGAACAACUCGCCGGAGUACUCGACACUCACCACCCGCACACUUCUUCAAGAUUAUCCUCCCCUCCACCAUUGAAAACAUGAAGCUGAGUAUCCCUCCAAAGUUUGUGAUAGAUUUUGGGGAUGAGAUUUCCACUAUAGCUACACUUACUGUUUCCUGCAGUGGUACUUGGAAAGUGGGAUUGUUGAAAGCUGAGAAGAACAUUUGGUUUUGUGAUGGUUUGGAGGACUUUUUUGAGCAUCAUUCUAUUUCUGCUGGGCACUUUUUGGUCUUCAGAUACGAAGGACAUUCAAAUUUCCACGUUAUCAUAUUUGAUAAGACAGCUACCGAGAUUCAAUAUCCAUCUAGCAAAAAUAUUUUAUUGGAAGAACUCGAGGACAUGGUGGAAUUAGAUGAUUCGAACAUGUCAAGGCAUGACACGCAGCCUUCUAGCACUUGUUCAAAAGGAAGAGAGAGAGCUAUCCAAGCAGCCAAAAUGUCCAUGACUAAAAGUCGUUCUUUCAUGACUGUCUUGCAACCGUAUAAUAUACGGUUUAAAUAUGUUUACGUGCCUAAGGGAUUUGCUAACAAGCAUGUUGCUUGGAAUCAAUUUGUCAAUCUUCAGACUAGUGGAGAAAAACAAUGGCGUGUCCGGUGCUAUUGCCAUACUAGUACAUCUUCAGCCAUGAGAUUGGGGAUGGGAUGGGCUGCAUUUUCAAGGGACAAUUAUUUACAAGAAGGAGAUGUUUGCGUCUUUGAGGUGAUCAAGCUAAGUCCUGCUGUGCUCAUGAGGGUUUCCAUAUUUCGUGCGCAUGACUAUGCAGUCAGUUAAGUUUCAAAUUAAGUUCAUACUAAGAUAACUUCAACUUUAAAAGUCAGGAUUAGUUGGUGAUGUUUAUGCAGCACCUUUUGUUAUAUAUAUUAAGGGACCUGUGUUUGUUCACUUAGUUUAUUUCUGAUGGGCAUUGAUUUAAGACUUCUUUCUGAUCAGUUUAGUGGGUCUUGUUGAAUUUGUUCAUAAUAUA